This is a messenger RNA of Neocloeon triangulifer, 2172 nucleotides long. Its product is annotated as sialin-like. NCBI's taxonomy places the organism in Eukaryota, Metazoa, Arthropoda, Insecta, Ephemeroptera, Baetidae. Gene Ontology annotation, cellular component: plasma membrane. The record is from RefSeq and is a predicted model, not a curated record. The coding region runs from base 184 to 1725 and encodes 513 amino acids. Gene Ontology annotation, molecular function: transmembrane transporter activity. The transcript is spliced from 10 exons. Gene Ontology annotation, biological process: transmembrane transport; monoatomic anion transport.
CGCUCGCGAGCGGCGACCGAGCAGUGCGCCUGCCUCCCAGUCAGUCGGGUUCAGUGCCUCCGUCGCGCCGCCAGCAGCCGCACUCUUUCUCUGCCUCCCUCUUGAGCCCUCGACUCGCGCGGCCAGCACCCGUCUGGCCUCACCACCAUUCGCACGGUUCUGUGACGAUCGAAAGGAGCAGCCAUGGGCAAGGGCAUUUUCACAACCAUCUCAGAAAAACUAACAUGUCUGCAAGUGUUGAACUUCAUGGUGUUGACGGGCUUCAUGUUCAACUACAUGUUGCGCGUCAACCUGACCAUCGCCAUCGUGGCCAUGGUCAACCCGACCAACAGGACAAUCGUCGACACAGACAACGACACAUCCACUAGUUACCACCACGAGUACGAGUGCUACAAGCCGGAAAAGGUGGAUGUCCUGCAGUACUUGGACAACGCCACCACUGACGCAACAAUGAAACCCCCCUCGGUGGAUAUUGAGCAGACCCGAUUCGACUGGGACGAGCCAACCCAAAACUUGAUCUUGGGCUGCUUCUUCUGGGGCUACGUGCUCACAGAAUUGCCUGGUGGCCGAAUGGCUGAGGUCUUCGGCGCCCGCAGGAUUUUCGGAUACUCUAUGUUGAUAGCCUCUAUCAUGACCCUUGCCACCCCUCUGGCAGCUAACAUAAGCCACCUGGCCGUGGUGGCCCUUCGAGUGGUCAUCGGCUUCACUCUUGGUGCAACAUGGCCUGCCAUCCAACCUAUGGCAUCCAAGUGGAUUCCUCCUAUGGACAGGAGCAAGUUCAUUGCCAAUAUGAUGGCUUCAUCGCUGGGCGCCGCAUUGACAAUGCCCAUGUGUGGUUUUCUGAUCGCCCACCUUGGCUGGGAAUCUGUGUUCUACGUCACAGGAGCGAUAUCCAUUGUGUGGAGCAUUCUUUGGUUCUUGUUGGUCUUCGACACACCUGCCGAGCACCCCAGGAUUGCUGACGAGGAAAGGCGGUUCAUUGAGAAUGCCAUUGGAACAGGAACUGCCAAGGGCAAGCCUCCAAGUGUGCCUUGGGGCAAGAUGCUGACCUCUCUGCCUGUGUGGGCCAUCAUCAUAACUCACGGUGCCAGCGUCUUCGGCUACUUCACUGUUGUUAACCAACUGCCCACUUAUAUGAAGAACAUUCUAGGGUUUAAUAUCAAGGAGAACGGUCUGCUGUCCAGUUUGCCCUACUUUGGAAAGUACUUCUUCGCCAUUUCCACCAGCUACUUGGCCGACUACUUGCGCCGUUCCGGAAAACUCAGCACCACUGCUGCUAGGAAGAUCUUCACUGGAUUCGCUGUUGGUGUUCCCGGACUUUUCAUGCUCUCACUGGUCUUCUUUGGCUGCGACCGUUUCUGGUCCGUCUUCUUCUUCACUUCCGCUCUAACCAUCAACGGCGCCGUCACCGCCGGUUACUUAGGCAACGGCCUUGACAUUGCACCCAAUUUCUCAGGCACCAUCUUUGGCUUGGCCAACACUUUGUCCUCCUCCGGUGGCUACAUUUCCACUUUCAUGGUCGGCGUCUUCACCAACAACAACCAAACUUUUGCCCAAUGGAGCAAAGUGUUCGGGGUGUUGGCGUGUACGUACUUCACAGGCGCUCUGACCUUUAUCAUCUUUGGCUCAGGAGAGCUGCAGGAGUGGAACAGCAGCUCCAAAAAGGAAACCAAGGAAGACCCCGAGGCGCAGCAGGAAAUGCUGCCGGUGCGCACCAAGCACUAAAAAAUUCUUUUUAAAUUUUUAAAUUUAAUUGAGAACAAUAACUGCAAGGUCUGCUUCCUAUAUUCGCUACCAUCACAACUCUUAAGUAAUUUAUUCGUCAAUUAAGCUAUAGUGAGAGCACCGAAAUGUUUGUCCAUCUCUCUGCAAUAUUUACAAAAAGCGGGUUGAUUCGGAGCCGAGAGUGGUGCGGCGCGAACUGUACAUAAUAUAAAUUUACCUCUUCGGCCGACUGACCUGCUCUUUUCAAGCAAGUUUAUUUUAAAAUUCCGAACCACGCUGAACAAUCCUGAAGUACAUAAUAUUCAAAGUGUCUUAAGAGCGCGUUUUUAUUAUAUUCCAUUAUAUACAUUUUACCGCUUUUCUGAAUCUUUGACACGCAAAUGGGAGCGAAUGUGCCAUCCAAGGUAGCUAAUCAAUUUUAUCAUGUUAAGUCGUAAAGCACAAAAA